Molecule: messenger RNA, 1470 nt
Organism: Parnassius mnemosyne (clouded apollo)
Lineage: Eukaryota; Metazoa; Arthropoda; Insecta; Lepidoptera; Papilionidae
Source: the annotation of a GenBank genome assembly
AUGAAACAGAUUACAAAAUAUAUCAUCAUUAUUGCAUCAGUAAUGACUGUAGAAUUAAAGGUCACUGAGAGCAAAAAUGAGACGAAGCCUAUCAUUGACAGGCGUUAUUAUCAAGUUCCCCUCUUCAUCAAUAUCUGUGACAUUGAGGAUCGACGGUCAAAAGUUCAUUGCUACUGCGACAGUAAUAAACCUAAAAUGGCUACGAGAGCUGAUUGCUGGAUAUUCAGUGGGGGUUUAACUGAAGAAGAUCCAAUAUGGCCUAGUUUUUCUUCUCAAGCUCAAAUUCAACAUUUAAUGUUCAACGUCCGAUCAGACGAUGCUUUAACAUUUAUUCCGGCUAAAGCUAUUAUAAGACUUGAUAAACUCAAACAUUUGUCUAUACAAUUUGGUACAAUAAAUAAAAUACCACCAUACGCUUUUACAAAUUCCUCGACCGUAAGACAGAUAGUUCUUAAAUCUAACAAAAUUACUAAUUUAGAGAAGCACUCUUUUUCACAAUUAAUGAUGUUAACUAAUUUAACAUUAGAUGACAACCAAAUAUCAGAAUUAAAAAGAGAUGUAUUUUUUAAUUUGCCGAACCUACACAUUUUGCAUUUAUCCAACAAUAACAUAAGCCUCCUUCAUGAAGGGUGCUUUAAACACUUAAACAACUUAUUAGAACUCAAUUUAGACUAUAACUACAUAUCGGUUGUAACAAGAGAAAUGCUAGAAGGCCUCGAAAAUCUCUCUAGAUUAAACUUGAGAAGCAAUAAACUGGCAAUGAUCGGAAAUUUGGCUUUUAGCGAGUUGUGGGGUUUAAAAGAAUUGAUGCUAGAUAACAAUGCUAUAGAAUACAUUUCAGAGAGAGCGUUUGGAGGACUUGCUCAAUUAAGAAAGUUAACGUUAUCAGGAAAUAGGUUAAGCACCUUUUACGAAGAUAUUCUUGAAGAUACACGAAACCUUGCAGUAUUAGAUCUAAAGGACAAUUUAUUAACGUUUAUGUCUUAUGAAACUGUUCGAAAUAUUGUAGAAAAUGAUAAAUCUGUAUCCUCUGUUGUAUAUUUGGACGGCAACCCGUUUAAAUGUAAUUGCCGGCUAUCCUGGAUCUACAAUCUGCUUAAUGAGACUAAGAGCAGUGAAAUGAAGGAGGCACUUGAAAAAGUAUCCUGCGUUGAGAACAACGACAGACAUUUGAACGUUCAUAACAAUGAGGAAGCUGAGAAUGGAAACGUUUUAUCAGAUGACAAUUAUGAGUACUAUGACAAAAAUGAGGAGUAUUUAGAUAGAGAGAAACCAAAGUUGAACAAAGCAAAAAAGUUGACUGACCUACCUUUGGAUUCACUUCCUUGCCCGAAAGAAAUUUUACAAUCUGUUGAAGAAUCUUACGGCCAGCCGAUUCAGAAUGAAAUAAGACUCAAAGCUUUUUCUGAAGUUGGAAGAAGUAUGCCCAAUUUUGUUUUUGUUUUAACUGUAAUCAUAAUAUUGUUUUAA